AUGAGUUGCAGCUGCAGGUGUGGCAGUGGCAGCAGGACACAGGAACACAGCAGCAGCCCCCACAGCAGCCGUGGAGCAGGGGCGGCAGCUGGCGCAGCAGCUGACCUGGCAGCAACUGCAGGUGGUGCAGCUGCCACAGCCACUGCCGCAGCCACCACCACAGCCCCCGCCACAGCCACGGACACAGCCCCCGCCACAGCCCCUGCCAGAGCCCCCACCCAGCCCCUGCCACAGCCAUCACCACAGCCCCCACAGCCCCCACCACAGCCCCUGCCAGAGCCCCCGCCACAGCACCCGCCACAGCCCCCACCCAGCCCCCGCCACAGCCAUCACCACAGCCCCUGCCAGAGCCCCCACCACAGCACCCGCCACAGCACCUGCCACAGCCCCCACCCAGCCCCCACAGCCCCCACCACAGCCCCUGCCAGAGCCCCUGCCACAGCCCCCGCCACAGCCCCAGCCACAGCCCCCAUCCAGCCACUAUCACAGCCCCCACCACAGCACCCACCACAGCCACGGCCACAGCCCCCGCUACAGCCCCCGCCAGAGCCCCCGCCACAGCCCCCACCCAGCCAUCACCACAGCCCCCACUACAGCCCCAGCCACAGCCCCCACAGCCCCCGCCACAGCCAUCACCACAGCCCCCACAGCCCCCGCCACAGCCAUCACCACAGCCCCCACUACAGCCCCAGCCACAGCCCCCACAGCCCCCGCCACAGCCAUCACCACAGCCCCCACCACAGCCCCAGCCACAGCCCCCAUCCAGCCACUAUCACAGCCCCCACCACAGCACCCACCACAGCCACGGCCACAGCCCCCGCUACAGCCCCCGCCAGAGCCCCCGCCACAGCCCCCACCCAGCCAUCACCACAGCCCCCAUCCAGCCACAGCCACAGCCCCCACCACAGCCCCCGCCACAGCCCCAGCCACAGCCCCCACAGCCCCCACCACAGCCCCCAUCCAGCCACAGCCACAGCCCCCACCACAGCCCCCAUCCAGCCACAGCCACAGCCCCCACCACAGCCUCCACCACAGCCCCUGCCAGAGCCCCCGCCACAGCCCCCGCCACAGCCACGGCCACAGCCCCCGCCACAGCCACGGCCACAGCCCCCGCUACAGCCCCCGCCAGAGCCCCCGCCACAGCCACAGCCACAGCCCCUGCCACAGCCCCCACCCAGCCAUCACCACAGCCCCCAUCCAGCCACAGCCACAGCCCCCACCACAGCCCCCGCCACAGCCCCAGCCACAGCCCCCACAGCCCCCACCACAGCCCCCAUUCAGCCACAGCCACAGCCCCCACCACAGCCUCCACCACAGCCCGCACCACAGCCCCCACCACAGCCCCCAUCCAGCCACGGCCACAGCCCCCACCACAGCCCCCAUCCAGCCACAGCCACAGCCCCCACCACAGCCUCCACCACAGCCCCUGCCAGAGCCCCCGCCACAGCCCCCGCCACAGCCACGGCCACAGCCCCUGCUACAGCCCCCGCCAGAGCCCCCGCCGCAGCCACGGCCACAGCCCCCACCACAGCCCCCAUCCAGCCACAGCCACAGCCCCCACCACAGCCUCCACCACAGCCCCUGCCAGAGCCCCCGCCACAGCCCCCGCCACAGCCCCCGCCACAGCCCCCACCACAGCCCCCGCCACAGGCCCCACCACAGCUCCCACCACAGUUACCAACACAGCCACUAUCACAGCCCCCACCACAGCCCCCACCACAGUUACCAACACAGCCACUAUCAUAG
Budorcas taxicolor (takin) is the source of this 1746-nucleotide messenger RNA. RefSeq lists its product as uncharacterized. Gene Ontology annotation, molecular function: DNA binding; nuclear receptor activity. The record is from RefSeq and is a predicted model, not a curated record. Gene Ontology annotation, cellular component: nucleus. The transcript has a single exon. NCBI's taxonomy places the organism in Eukaryota, Metazoa, Chordata, Mammalia, Artiodactyla, Bovidae. The coding region runs from base 1 to 1746 and encodes 581 amino acids. Gene Ontology annotation, biological process: regulation of DNA-templated transcription.